Molecule: messenger RNA, 1426 nt
Organism: Nomia melanderi (Alkali bee)
Lineage: Eukaryota; Metazoa; Arthropoda; Insecta; Hymenoptera; Halictidae
Source: RefSeq, a predicted model, not a curated record
GGGGAACCACUGGUCGGAGUCACUAGCUCGAGGGGCGACAGUUUGACACUUCUGACGUGCGGAAUGUCCGAUGUACACACGAAAAAAGCUCUGGAAGAAAUGUGGAUGUAAUUGGUCAGUUUUCAUCUUUUCUCAUCUCAUUUUGGAUACUAAUUUGCUAUUCGCUAAUACGGUUUCAUGUACCAAUCAAAACUAUAAACAAAACAAAACCGAGAAAAUCUUUUUGGCCUUGUGCCAUCCAGAAACUCUUAUGUGCAACGUAAAUACUGGACCGUACCCAUAAAUUAGAAUAUAAGAAAGGAUUAUCAUUUCUGCUGAUAAUUCUUGAGUAACCUAGGCAGGAUGAUCAAUUGUUUUGCUCACGUAUGUGUAUCGUAGUAUAAACAGUCUCAUACGCAAUUUCGAUAACUGCGUUUGAUAUAAAACAUAGAGUAUGGAAUAUUAACAUUAAUGAAAUUGUUAUGUUUCUUGAAAUUUUAAAGAUUGAAAAUUUGUGUAAUGAUAUGUACUUGUAUAUAGUGCUAAUGUAAACAAUGUUACUUGUGCUUCAACAUUUCUAUUAUAUAAAGACGUGUUAAAUAUAUAUUGAAGUUAAGGAGGUUUAUAAAAAUUUCAUUUAUAAAUAUGCAUACUCCAGGAGAUUUUAUUGUACAUGGAGGUGAUAGAGCAUUUGCAAACAGACAGAAACUUCUAUUUGAUAAGUUGUCAGAUGCAGAACAGAAAUGUCAUAAAAAUAAAAUUGCCUCUGAACUCACAGAUGAAAAUAUGGUUAUUGAUGAAAUAAGUGAUUCUCAAAUUAUAAGAUAUGGAAUAAAACAGCAUUAUGAAACAAGGCGAUUUCGUGGCAAAGAAAGUAUUUUUAAACGACCUGAAGGUCCUGCACCAAGGGCAGCUAAUAGAAGUAUACCAGAUUACCACAGGAAUCCUCAUAAAUGGAAGAAAUAUAGUUUAGAUGAUGUAUCUAAUGAUGACAUGACUGACCAAAGUAAUACAAGAGCUGCAUUAUCAUUUUUAAAAGAAUUGAGAGCAAGAAGAUUAACUGAACAAAGGAAAGAUGCAGAGAAAAUGGAUGUAACUGAAAAGGAACAAACUGAGAUAAUAUUUAAACCCAAGAAAAUAAAACCAACUUUGGAAAUUAAGUUCAAAAAACCAGGAAAUAAUGUUGGAAAAACGUUAAAUGAACCAAUAAUUGUUGAUCAUGAUGACAAGCCAGUAUUCAGAAGUAGUAAAAUUAUUAUGCCAGAAUAUGUUAUUGGACAAAAACAUAAGAAAAAAAUUAAGAAAGACAAACCAGUACAGAAAGUAGAUUGUUUGAAACAACUUAAAUUGGAUCACUUAGAAGAAUUGGAUGAAGAGCAAGAUUAAACUUAUUUAAUAUUGUUUUAAUAUACAUAUAACAUUUUUAAUAAAAUACAUAUGUACAUUA